AUGCGCGUGGCCGUCAUCGGGGCCGGGGUGAUCGGCCUCCCACCGCCCUCCACCGCCCUGGGCAUCCACGAGCAGUACCACAGCCGCGUGCGCUCCCUGGAGAUGGAGGUCUACGCGGAUCGCUACACCCCACACACCAGCAGCGACGGGGCGGCCGGCUUGUGGCAGCCCUACAUCAGUGACAACGGCAACCUGGAGGAGACGAUCUGGAACAAAGAGACAUUUGAUUACCUCCUCGGGCUCCUGGGCUCUCCGGCAGCAAAGGAAAUGGGACUUUUCCUAAUUUCUGGCUACAACCUGUUUACGCAGCCAGUGCCGGACCCCCCCUGGAAGAACAUUGUCCUGGGAUUCAGAAACUUGACACCAAAAGAGCUUGAACUCUUCCCUGGUUACAGCUAUGGCUGGUUCAACACGGCGCUGCUGGAGGGCAGAAGCUACCUGCCGUGGCUCACCAACCGGUUAACGCAGAGAGGAGUGAAGUUUUUCCAUAAGAAGGUUGAAUCUUUCCAGGAGAUGUUUGCCCAGGGUGUGGAUGUCGUAAUAAACUGCACUGGAAUACGUGCGGGGGAGCUGCAGCCUGACCCGGAGCUCCAGCCCGGCCGUGGACAGAUCAUAAAGGUCCUGGCCCCAUGGAUGAAGCAUUUCAUCAUCACUCACAACACAGAAUCCGGGAUAUACAACUCACCGUACGUCAUACCGGGGAGCGAGUUCACAGUCCUGGGGGGGAUCAAUCAGCACGGCAACUGGAACGAAGAAAACAGCGCCCAGGAUCACAAAACCAUCUGGGAGAGCUGCUGCAGGCUGCUCCCUGCUCUCCAGAAAGCCAAGAUUGUACAGGAGUGGACCGGCUUGAGACCAAAGCGCCCCCAGGUUCGCUUGGAGCGGGAGACCGUCCGCCACGGGCACUGCCAGGCUGAGGUGAUACACAACUACGGCCAUGGCGGGUUCGGGAUCACCAUCCACUGGGGUUGUGCCAUGGCAGCAGCCAGGCUCUUUGGGAGCAUCCUCCAGGAGAAGAAGCUGGCCAGCCUGCCACAGCCCCGCUUGUGA
Apaloderma vittatum (bar-tailed trogon) is the source of this 1050-nucleotide messenger RNA. RefSeq names its product D-amino-acid oxidase (gene DAO). The record is from RefSeq and is a predicted model, not a curated record. NCBI's taxonomy places the organism in Eukaryota, Metazoa, Chordata, Aves, Trogoniformes, Trogonidae. Gene Ontology annotation, molecular function: FAD binding; D-amino-acid oxidase activity.